AUGGGGAAGAACGACGGCAAGACUGGGUUGGGGAGAGCGCUGGUGAAGCACCACAACCAGAUGAUCAUUCAAUCCAAGGAGAAAGGUCGAUUCUACCGGCAGCAGAACAAGGUUCUCGAAUCCAUCACCGACGUGAACGACGUCGACGCCGUAAUCGGGCAGGCGGAAGAGGAAGAGCGUCUUCUCCUCGCCGGGGAACGUCCCGCCCCCAAUCGCCCCAUCAGUCUGGAUGGGCCGUCGAGUUCGAGUGCUAUGACGCCGGAGGAGAGAAGGGCGCAGCAGAAGGAAGCGGAGUCUUUGCAUGCUAAUAGCCUACGAGUUCCUCGCAGGCCAGCUUGGAACCCUGAGAUGUCGGUGGAGGUACUUGAUACUAAUGAAAGACAAGCUUUCCUAAUCUGGCGACGAAGCCUUGCAAGCCUAGAGGAGAAUGAGAACCUUGUUCUCACGCCAUUUGAAAAGAAUCUGGAUAUCUGGAGACAACUUUGGCGGGUGCUUGAGCGCAAUGAUCUUCUUGUGAUGGUUGUUGAUGCACGAGACCCUUUGUUCUAUCGUUGUCCUGAUCUCGAGGAAUAUGCACGAGAAAUCGAUGAGCAUAAGAGCACACUGCUCCUUGUAAACAAAGCCGAUCUUUUGCCCUUCUCUGUCAGAAAGAAAUGGGCUGAGUACUUCCGGCAACACGAUAUCCUCUUCCUAUUCUGGUCAGCCAAGGCCGCAACUGCACUUCUCGAGGGUAAAAAGCUGACCGGACCCACUGGUCAAGAACAGCCUGAUGAUGCCGAUACCAAAAUAUAUGGCAGGGAAGAGCUUCUAUCUCGUCUGCAGUCCGAGGCAGAAGCCAUAGUUUCGAGGAGGAACAGAAACAACUCCCCCGCUAAAACUGUGACGGUGGGCUUCGUUGGGUACCCCAAUGUCGGCAAGAGUUCAACGAUCAAUGCCCUAGUCGGACAGAAGCGAACCGGCGUGACAUCGACCCCUGGGAAAACUAAACAUUUCCAGACGCUGAUAAUGUCGGAGGAGCUCACCCUGUGCGACUGCCCCGGUCUAGUGUUCCCUUCCUUCUCAAGCUCCAAAUACGAAAUGAUCUCCUCAGGAGUGCUGCCAAUCGACCGGAUGACCGAGCACAGGGAGGCUGUCCAGGUGGUUGCGAACCGUGUCCCACGACAUGUCAUCGAGGAUGUCUACCGGAUAACCCUGCCGAAGCCAAAGUCGUACGAGUCUCAGUCUCGACCCCCAUUGGCAUCCGAACUUCUCCGAGCUUACUGUGCGUCUCGAGGGUAUGUUGCUUCCAGUGGACUGCCUGAUGAGACCAAGGCUGCACGUCAGAUUCUGAAGGAUUAUAUAGACGGGAAGCUGCCUCAUUUUGAGAUGCCACCUGGAAUGUCUACUGACGAGGAUGUCGAUUCAGAUGCCGAUGCUGAUGAUAGCGGGUCUGAGUUGGCUGAGUCGGACUCAUCGGACAUCGAGGAAGGAGUAGGGAAGCAUCCGGCACCGGCAAUGGAGCACGUGCUGGACGAUUUGAACUCCUUCGACGUAGAGAAUGGGAUCGCGUCGAGGAAAGGCGCGGAGAAGAAGAAGUUGAAGGAAUCGUUCAAGCAGCACAAGAAGCCUCAGAGGAAGAAGGAUCGGUCGUGGCGGACGAAGACCGACGACGUGGAUGGGAUGCCGGUGGUGAGAGUCUACCAGAAGCCUCUCAAUACAGGUCCGGCGAAGACGGCGUAA
This is a messenger RNA of Linum trigynum, 1719 nucleotides long. The record is from the annotation of a GenBank genome assembly. Lineage: Eukaryota; Viridiplantae; Streptophyta; Magnoliopsida; Malpighiales; Linaceae.